Messenger RNA from Paramecium tetraurelia, 474 nucleotides. RefSeq lists its product as uncharacterized. Lineage: Eukaryota; Ciliophora; Oligohymenophorea; Peniculida; Parameciidae. The transcript is spliced from 3 exons. The record is from RefSeq and is a predicted model, not a curated record.
AUGCCUAUAGUCAUGAAGCUUCUGACCAUCAAGAAGAAUUGUCACUCGCUAAUGUAAGGCAUAUGGCAAUAUUAAAAGCAAUAAUUGAUUCUCUAAGCAUUAUCGAAUAUGCCAAUUUCAUUUUAAUAAAAAGAGAAAUCCCUUUAAAUGGAGAAUGCUAAGUUGAAAAAUGAAAAUACGGAUCUUUAAUCAUAGCUAAAUAAAUUAGAAAACAAACACCAGGAAUUAAUUAAUGAGAUUUAAGAUCUAAAAUAGUUAGUCAAGAGAGUAUAUUAAGAAGGUGAGAUUUAGAUUUCAUAUUAGAAGUAGAAGAAUCAACAAUUAGAAUACAAAAAUGAAAGCUUAACAAAGGCUUUGGUCAAUUUGUAAAAUAAUUUAGAAACUUUUGCCUAAUUGAAAAACUUAUCCGGUUUUCUUGAAGAUAGUGAGAUUUCGGAAUAAAGUGCAAUUGAAAAUGGUUCUAUUUAAUAAUGA